Molecule: messenger RNA, 1226 nt
Organism: Poecilia reticulata (guppy)
Lineage: Eukaryota; Metazoa; Chordata; Actinopteri; Cyprinodontiformes; Poeciliidae
Cellular component (GO): bicellular tight junction; membrane
Molecular function (GO): structural molecule activity
Source: RefSeq, a predicted model, not a curated record
CUGGUUCAGAUCCGAGGUGAAGCUGCUCUGGCUCCGCCUUCAAGCCAGACGUCCUUAAAACCAACUGGGCUUGGAAAGCGCUGGCAUUAAGCUGUUCAACCGGCCGACCUUUCAACUCGUUUGUCUUCUCCGCUCGGUUCUGCUCCAACUCAAACUCCAUCAUGGUGUCAAUGGGACGACAGAUGCUGGGUUUCGUCCUGGCCGUCAUCGGCUCCAUCGGGACCAUCGUCACCUGCGCCCUGCCCAUGUGGAAGGUCACGGCCUUCAUCGGCGCCAACAUCGUGACGGCGCAGAUCAUCUGGGAAGGCUUGUGGAUGAACUGCGUGAUGCAGAGCACCGGCCAGAUGCAGUGCAAGAUCUACGACUCGCUGCUGGCGCUGCCGCAGGACCUGCAGGCCGCCCGGGCGCUGGUGGUCGUCGCCAUCAUCGUCUCCGCCAUGGGAAUCAUCCUGGGCGUCGCCGGAGGGAAGUGCACCAACUUCGUUGAGGAGCCACGCGCCAAAGUCAGGGUGGCCAUCGCGUCCGGGGUGAUGUUCAUCUGCGCUGGGGUUCUGGUGUUGGUCCCCGUGUGCUGGUCCGCCAACACCAUCAUCAGGGACUUCUACAACCCGAUCAUGACCAACGCCCAGCGGCGGGAGCUGGGCGCCGCGCUCUACAUCGGCUGGGCCACGGCGGCGCUGCUCAUCCUGGGAGGGGCGCUGCUGUGCAGCUCCUGUCCUCCCAAAUACGAGGCCCCAGAGUAUCCCAUGAGGUACAGCCAGGGACCCAUGAAGUACAGCCAGGGACCCACAUCCGUCGCCAAAUCUAUGGCCAGAUCCGUAGCCAGCAGCCGGGCGUACGUCUGAAAGCUGAGAAAAACUGUAAAUUAUUGACAUUUGGAAGCAAAAUACCUUCCAUGUGUCUCUCUGAAAGAAUGAUUCAGAGAGGCUGGAUUCUUGAAAGAAAUCUGGGAAUCCUUAGCUGAAGACCUUCUUAAAGAAGAAAGAUGUGGUUGUGAGUUACAGUCCUAGAAGAGCGUUGUGAUCUCUGAAUGUGAAGUCUGAACUGGUUUAUGACCAUUAAGACUAACGAUUGACUUUGUGCAAGAGACCAGUGAUACAUUGUGAAUUUAUUGUAUAGUAUUCUAUCUAUUUUAAACGUUUCCAUUGGGGUUUUUUGUAAUAAUCACUUAUUGAAUUGUGUUUUUCAACCUUAUACCUUUGUAAUAAAAUGUGGUUAUCGUAUUA